This is a messenger RNA of Lagopus leucura (white-tailed ptarmigan), 2299 nucleotides long. It is a transcript of the gene FERMT1, whose product is annotated as FERM domain containing kindlin 1. The coding region runs from base 111 to 2141 and encodes 676 amino acids. The record is from RefSeq and is a predicted model, not a curated record. Gene Ontology annotation, cellular component: focal adhesion. Gene Ontology annotation, biological process: integrin-mediated signaling pathway; cell-matrix adhesion. NCBI's taxonomy places the organism in Eukaryota, Metazoa, Chordata, Aves, Galliformes, Phasianidae. Gene Ontology annotation, molecular function: integrin binding. The transcript has 15 exons.
GCUCCUCCUCCCGGCGCUGAGACGCCAGGUGCGGGCGAAGGGAGCAGGAGCCGGGCGGGGAAGCGAGGGACGGCCGGGCCGGGCCCGAAGCUUGCACAGAUCUUUGGAAAAUGAUUUCCUCAAGUGCUUACGGGUCUAACACCUGGGAGCUCUUGGUGAUAGUUGAUCAUCAGUGUGAAGAAGAGCAAAAGGAAUUUACACUGCGGGUCACAGGGGACCUUCAUAUUGGAGGAGUGAUGCUGAAAUUAGUGGAACAAAUCAAGGUGUCACAAGAUUGGUCAGACUAUGCCCUUUGGUGGGAGCAAAAAAAGUGCUGGCUACUGAAAACCCACUGGACUCUUGAUAAAUGCGGGGUACAGGCAGAUGCUAAGCUGCUCUUUACUACUCAGCACAAAAUGCUGCGGCUUCGCUUGCCAAACAUGAAGACGGUGAGACUGAAAGUCAGCUUCUCUUCUGUGGUAUUCAAAGCUGUCAGUGACAUCUGCAAAAUUCUCAAUAUCAGACGGUCAGAAGAACUCUCUUUGUUGAAACAGUCAGAAGAUACACUCAGGAAGAAGAAGAAAAAAGAUAAGAAUAGCAAAGAAGUGGUUACAGAGGACAUUUUAAACUUGUGCAACUCUCCAACAAGUUCUGGAUUGUCAGCGAGUCCAGGUUUAUACAGUAAAACCAUGACGCCCACUUACGAUCCCAUCAGUGGGACACCAGCUUCUUCUACAAUCACCUGGUUCAGUGAUAGUCCCUUGACUGAGCAGAACUGCAGCAUCCUUGCCUUCAGUCAUCCCAACUGUUCUCCAGAAGCACUAGCAGAGAUGUACCAGCCUCGGACUUUAGCUGACAAAGCCAAACUCAAUGCAGGCUGGCUAGAUUCAUCUCGAUCACUUAUGGAACAAGGAAUUCUGGAGGAUGACCAGCUUCUUCUACGCUUUAAAUAUUACACUUUCUUUGAUUUGAAUCCAAAAUAUGAUGCCGUGCGAAUAAACCAAAUAUAUGAGCAAGCCCGUUGGGCCAUCCUUUUAGAAGAAAUUGACUGUACAGAGGAAGAAAUGUUGAUCUUUGCUGCACUACAGUAUCACGUAAGCAAGUUGUCAUCAUCAUCAGAGACACAAGAUUUCACCAAUGAAUCAGAAGUAGAUGAAGUAGAAGCUGCACUUUCUAAUCUGGAGGUGACGCUGGAAGGUGGAAAAUCAAGUAACAUUUUGGACAUCACAGACAUCCCGAAACUUGCUGAUUAUCUCAGGCUAGUUAGGCCUAGGAGACUGUCAAUCAAAACUAUCAAGCCAUAUUGGUUUGUCUUUAAAGACACUUCCAUAUCUUAUUUUAAAAACAAAGAAUCUGGACAGGGAGAACCCAUAGAGAAACUAAACCUAAAAGGAUGUGAAGUUGUACCAGAUGUAAAUGUUGCAGCAAAGAAGUUUGGAAUCAAGUUGCUAAUUCCUGUUGCUGCUGGCAUGAAUGAAGUAUACUUAAGAUGUGACAACGAGAAUCAGUAUGCCCGCUGGAUGGCUGCUUCUGUUUUAGCCUCAAAAGGCAAAACAAUGGCUGACAGCUCUUAUCAUCCUGAGGUUCACAAGAUCCUUUCAUUUCUCAAGAUGAAGAACUGGACUAUGUCUCCCCAGGCUGCCUCUGAUCCAGAAAGCAUAGAUAUGAAACCAGAAUGCUUUGUCUCACUACGUUACACAAAAAAAUACAAGUCUAAGCAGUUGGCAGCUCGUAUUCUGGAAGCUCACCAGAAUGUAUCCCAGAUGCCCCUCGUGGAAGCAAAGCUGCGUUUUAUUCAAGCAUGGCAGUCCCUCCCCGAGUUUGGCUUAUCCUACUACAUUGUGAGGUUUAAAGGAAGCAAGAAAGAAGAUGUGCUUGGGGUGUCCUACAACAGGCUGAUAAGAAUAGAUAUAGCCACAGGAGACCCUAUUACAACAUGGAGGUUCUCCACCAUGAAGCAGUGGAAUGUGAACUGGGAAAUACGCCAGGUUGGGAUUGAGUUUGAUCAGAACGUGUCUAUUGCUUUCACAUGUCUGAGCGCAGACUGCAAAAUCAUCCAUGAGCAUAUUGGGGGCUACAUCUUCUUGUCAACCCGCUCCAAAGACCACAAUGAAUCUUUGGAUGAAGAACUGUUCCACAAACUAACUGGAGGUCAGGAAUGAGGUGAAGGAAGCUCUGCCUGCUUCUCCCCACUGCUUAAGAGAACAAGAGAUAAAGAAAAAUACAUCUCUGAUGGUUAAUUACUGAAUAAUAAAUAAAUUGUACAGGAACUCGAGGACAUUGUGCAGUGAAUUUCCUCUGUUACAGCUGUGUAAUUCCC